Messenger RNA from Vespa mandarinia (Asian giant hornet), 844 nucleotides. RefSeq names its product NADH-ubiquinone oxidoreductase chain 5-like. Lineage: Eukaryota; Metazoa; Arthropoda; Insecta; Hymenoptera; Vespidae. The record is from RefSeq and is a predicted model, not a curated record.
AUGUCAACUUUAGUAACAGCUGGAGUUUAUUUAUUAAUACGAUAUAAGAUAAGAAAUCAUUUAAUAAGUUUAAUAUUAUUUAUUUCUAGGUCUACAAUAAUAAUAUCUGGAUUAAUAGCUAAUUUUGAAAAUGAUUUAAAGAAGAUUAUUGCAUUAUCUACAUUAAGACAAUUAGGGUUAAUAAUGAGAAUUUUGAGGUUAGGAGAAGUAGAUUUGGGGUUUAUACAUUUAUUAAUUCAUGCUUUAUUUAAAUCUUUAUUAUUUAUAUGUAGAGGGGUAUUAAUUCAUCAAAUAAAUAAUAAUCAGGAUAUUCGAUUUAUAGGGAGAUUAGUUAGAUAUUAUCCUUUUGUUAGGCUUGUAUUUUUUGUAUCGUUAUUAUCAUUAUGUGGGUUUCCUUUUUUUUCUGGGUAUUAUUCUAAGGAUUUAAUUAUAGAAGUUUUUUUAAUAAGAAAGAUAAAUAUAGUAAGAAUAUUAAUAUUAUUAGUUUCUACAAUAUUUACGGUUUCUUAUAGUAUUCGUUUAAUUAUUAUAGUAUAUUUAAGUUAUAUAAAUAAAAUAAAUUAUUUUAUUUUAUUAGGAGAAAGGGCAAUAAUAAGAGUAUCAUUAAUUAUUUUAUAUUUUUAUUCUUUGAUAAUUGGAUAUUUUUAUAUAAAUUUAAUAAAUUUUACUUUAAUUAUUUUAAAUUUAUUUGAAAAAUUAAUAGUUAUACAGAUUUGUUUAGUGGGAUGUAUUUUAGGUUGAUUUAUAAGAUUUUUUAAUAUGUUAAAUUUGAGAAAUUAUAGAAAAAUAUAUUUUUCUAGAAUAUGGGGGUUAAAUUUAAUUUAUAUAAAAAUUAGAUAUUAUC